CUUUUUUUUUCUUUAUAAGUAGGACCUCUCCUGCAUACAGAACCUCUAACUAACACCUUAACCUAUUUGGUAAAGAAAAAGAACUUUUAUUCUUUUUUCAUUCAGGAACUGCGUUUACGUUUUAUGUCUGCUAUUCAAAACUUCAAUACAAUUGAUCCUUUUGCUGACACUGGUGAUGAUGAUGCUCAGCCUCUGAAUAACAUUCAUAUUCGUAUCCAGCAGAGAAAUGGUCGUAAAACUUUAACUACUGUCCAAGGUCUUCCUCGUGAAUUUGACUUGAAGCGUAUCUUGCGUGUUUUGAAAAAGGACUUUGCUUGUAAUGGUACUAUUGUGAAGGACGACGACUUGGGUGAAGUCAUUCAACUUCAAGGUGACCAACGUGUCAAUGUUAUGCAAUUCUUGACCCAACAAUUGGGCAUGCAAAAAAAGAACAUCAAGAUUCACGGUUUCUAGAUGUUUUUUCUUUUAUUGACAAGUCGUCUCUCUUUAUUAGUUGUUUAGUUAAGGAUGUAUGUAAUGAGUGGCGUGUGCCUUGUACAAAUGCUUCAUUAGCUAUGGAAAAUAUUUAGCAUCUAAUAAAUUACAUGUCGUUAGCUCUGUCUAAAGUAUA
Molecule: messenger RNA, 610 nt
Organism: Schizosaccharomyces octosporus yFS286
Lineage: Eukaryota; Fungi; Ascomycota; Schizosaccharomycetes; Schizosaccharomycetales; Schizosaccharomycetaceae
Product: translation initiation factor eIF1
Exons: 2
Coding region: 124-453 (109 amino acids)
Biological process (GO): translational initiation
Cellular component (GO): eukaryotic 43S preinitiation complex
Molecular function (GO): ribosomal small subunit binding; translation initiation factor activity; RNA binding
Source: RefSeq, a predicted model, not a curated record